CCUCGAGCACAUUUCCAAGUUCGAAACUCCCAAAAAUGAAUCCUCUAUUGUCGUCAUUCCUCCCAUUUUUCCUUUACUUGUCAUCGUUUGGCACAAUCCUCUUGGUCUCUGUGCAAGCAUUAUCAAUCAGAGAAGCAAGCAUAAGUGAUAUCCAACAAGCUUUCAAGCAGGACCAACUCACUUCCAGGCAACUCACUGAGUUCUACCUCAGCGAGAUCCGUCGGCUCAACCCGAUCCUGAGAGGAGUCAUCGAAGUGAACCCAGACGCGUUGUAUCAGGCUGGUAAGGCCGACUGGGAGCGCAAGGCCAAGCCAUAUGGCUCGCUGCCCAUCCUGCAUGGGAUUCCUAUCCUGCUCAAGGACAACAUCGGGACGAAAGACAUGCUGAAUACCACGGCUGGCUCAUUUGCGCUGCUCGGCUCUGUUGUGGCUCGGGAAGCGGGAGUGGUGGCUCGCUUGAGGAGUGCUAGCGCCAUUAUAUUGGGGAAGGCUAGCUUGAGCGAGUGGGCAAACUUUAGGUCUUUAACUGCACCAAAUGGUUGGAGUGCCAGAGGGGGUCAGGGCAAGAACCCGUAUGUUCUUUCAGCGGAUCCUUGCGGAUCAAGUAGUGGAUCGGCAAUUUCGGUGGCGGCUAAUAUGGUGGCAAUUUCACUGGGAACCGAGACUGACGGAUCAAUCUUAUGCCCUGCUAGUGUUAAUUCAGUAGUAGGCAUCAAGCCAACUGUUGGCCUCACGAGCCGAGCUGGGGUUGUUCCUAUCACUCCCAGACAAGACACCAUCGGGCCACUGUGCCGAACUGUUUCGGAUGCCGUGUACGUUCUUGAUGCCAUAGUGGGUUAUGACCCCAAUGACGGAGCAACGAGAGAAGCGUCAAAAUAUAUUCCUCGAGGCGGCUAUAGACAGUUUCUCAAAGCCCACGGGCUCCAGGGAAAAAGGCUGGGAAUAGUGAGAGAUCCCUUCUUUGAUUUCACCAAUAAGCCCAGCCAAACUCUUGCUUUUCAGAAUCAUUUUCAAACAUUACGGCAAGCAGGAGCAGUUUUGGUGGACAAUCUGAAGAUAGACAACAUUGACAUCAUCUUGAAUGCCACUGCGAGCGGCGAAGCAAUAGCCAUACUAGCAGAGUUCAAAAUAACUUUGAAUGCUUACUUGAAGGAUCUCGUGGCGUCUCCAGCGCGAUCCUUGGCAGAUGUCAUAGCUUUCAACCAGAAAAACUCUAAACUGGAACUGACUGAUCAGAUCGGCCAGAACAUCUUUCUGGCAUCUGAAGCCACGAACGGUAUCGGCGAUGUGGAGAAGGCAGCUUUGUCGAACUUGACAUACCUAUCAAGCAACGGAUUCGAGAAACUGAUAAUGCAGUACAAUCUAGAUGCGAUCGUCACUCCCGGGUUCGAAGUUGCCCCAGUUCUUGCCAUCGGCGGAUUCCCGGGGAUUAGCGUCCCUGCCGGUUACGACGACAAGGGAAUACCGUUCGGAAUUUGUUUCGGAGGACUGAAGGGUUCGGAGCCGAAGCUGAUCGAGAUCACCUACUCAUUUGAGCAAGCGACAAAGAUUAGGAAGCCUCCCUCAUUCAAACCUUGAUGACUUGAUGCGAUUUCUCCCUCUUCUUGAAGUGUAAUGCCUCAAAAUGGGUUGCAGUGUGAAGGAGACCGGAACUCAUUCAGUAUUAGAGGAGAGAUAUUUGAUUAAUAUUUACUCCUUAAAAAAUAAAUGAAAUAGCAUCUGCUUAGUGUUGUUAUUUUGCCAGCUGAAAUUUACUCUUUGUAUGCCCAUCAGUCAA
This is a messenger RNA of Syzygium oleosum, 1776 nucleotides long. RefSeq names its product probable amidase At4g34880. Lineage: Eukaryota; Viridiplantae; Streptophyta; Magnoliopsida; Myrtales; Myrtaceae. Bases 36 to 1577 code for a protein of 513 amino acids. The transcript is spliced from 5 exons. The record is from RefSeq and is a predicted model, not a curated record.